Molecule: messenger RNA, 688 nt
Organism: Rotaria sp. Silwood1
Lineage: Eukaryota; Metazoa; Rotifera; Eurotatoria; Philodinida; Philodinidae
Source: the annotation of a GenBank genome assembly
GUUAGAAUUAAUGAAACAAACUAUUUGUAUCUCAUGUAAAUCAAAAUAGAAUGGUGAUAUGUCUGUUGCAAAAAGGGAAGGUACUGUUUAUAUUGUCUUCUUUCUCGUAAAACUUAAUAAUUACAUAUAUAUUUUAGGAUUAUACUGUUCUCUGGUGUUUACAUGUCACUGCUCGAACGAAAUUAAAAUCAAUACAUCUAAACAAUGUCCAAAAACUUCUAAACAAGAUAUUAAUAUUCGAAGCGCAAUUGGUCAUCAAAAUCUUCUAAAACUUUGUGGUGUUUUGAAUGUACCACCUCCUAUUGAUGAUGACCAUUCUUCUCGUACAAUUACACAUAUACUUCCGGUAUUUGAAUCACACAAGCUCAAUUCAAUGAAAAAUGCUAUAGAAGAAGCACGUAGUGAAUCAAAUAAACGUAAAUUUACCGUAAGCGGAUAUGGAACCUGGCCAAAACGCGGUUUUUCUAGUUUACAUGGAAUUGUUGAAAUAAUGUCAACCGGUUCCAGUGCAAAAGUGUUGGAUUUGGAGAGACUAUCAAAAAGUUGUUCAAUUUUUACAGGUGCACUUAGUAGCAAACAUUCAAAUCCAACAAAAUAUGAAGAAAUUAAAAAUAAACAUAAAUGUGAAAUAAAUCAUUCAAGCUCAUCAAAAACAAUUGAUGCUUUACUCAUAGCUUCAAGUGAUUAA